This is a messenger RNA of Ylistrum balloti, 1833 nucleotides long. Its product is annotated as multidrug and toxin extrusion protein 1-like. Gene Ontology annotation, cellular component: membrane. NCBI's taxonomy places the organism in Eukaryota, Metazoa, Mollusca, Bivalvia, Pectinida, Pectinidae. The transcript has 17 exons. Gene Ontology annotation, biological process: xenobiotic detoxification by transmembrane export across the plasma membrane. The record is from RefSeq and is a predicted model, not a curated record. The coding region runs from base 1 to 1833 and encodes 610 amino acids. Gene Ontology annotation, molecular function: antiporter activity; xenobiotic transmembrane transporter activity.
AUGUACUCCAUGUCUUGUGUCAGCAUAGCGUUCUGUGGACAGUUCAGCAAGGAGGCCCUUGACGGCGCAUCUCUGUCUACCACGAUCACAAACGUGUUGGGGACGUCUGUUAUGGUUGGACUGUCAUCUGCGUUCGAUACACUGUUUCCUCAGACAUUUGGAAGCGGUAAUCAGUACGGCGUGGGGGUUAUUCUACAAAGAGGGUUGAUCAUCCUGUUCCUGGCUUGCUUUCCCUGUAUAGCGAUCUUCAUCAACACGGAACAUUUGCUUCUGAUGCUUGGACAGGAGACGGAAGUGGCACGACUUGCAGGCCUUCAUGCCACAGCUUACUCCUUUGGACUUCCGGGUCAUGCUCUCACAUGUAUACUUAUACGGUAUUUACAGUGUCAGGGGAUCGUUAUACCGAACGUGUUCAUGGGCCUGGCCUCUGGAUUGGCUAACGUUGGGAUACACUGGUUCUUUGUCUUCUACCUGGACAUGGGUACCUUUGGAGCUGGAAUUGCACUUGGAAUUGCGCGAUGGCUAUUUUCUAUUUUACAAGUAUUGUAUAUUUUGAUUGCUGGGAUCUACAAAGACACAUGGGCAGGUUGGACUAAAGAGUGCCUGUUCGAAUGGGGAACAUAUCUGACCCUUGCCAUAGCAGGAAUGUUAAUGUUGUGUUUGGAAUGGUGGAGCUAUGAAAUCCUGGUUUUUCUCUCCGGUUUACUGGGAGCAACUCAACUUGCGGCUUUUACAAUUGUAUACAACGUAGCUACUUUGACGUUGAUGAUACCUUAUGCGAUUGGAACUUCCGCCUCGGUAAUUGUGGGUAAUCAUCUCGGGGCUGGUGAUGCUGAAAAAGCCAAGGUCACUUACCGGGUGGUUCUGUUCGUCGGCGUGACAGAGGCGACAGUCAUAGCCCUGGCAACCUUCAUUUGUAAAGACGUUAUUCCUGUACUUUUUAGUCCGGAUGUAGAGGUUCAGAUUCUCACUUCUACACUGCUCAUCAUUGCAGCAAUAUAUGAAAUUUUUCAACAUACCAAGGAAAUCUUGUGUGGAGUCCUGAGAGGAGCGGGACAUCAGAUCUAUGGUGCUCUUUCUAGCUUCUUCUCUUUCUAUGUCGUAGCCUUGUCUAUAUCUAUUCCACUGCUGCUUCUCACAGAGAUGGAAGACGAAGGAGCAUGGUGGGGAGCCUGUAUUGGGGUCUUUGUACAUUCCGUCCUACUGUUGAUUAAAGCUCAGAGUCUGGACUGGCAGGAUGAGGUUACCAAGGCACAGGGACGGGCAGGAAUAGUGAAAGACGUUAUUUUGUACACUGAACUAAAAGGUGGAAACAUAUCUACUAGAAGCAACUUACCAGACGACCAAAAAAUCAUCGCUAAUGGCUAUAAGCUUCGUGAGCUGAAUGGAUCAGUACCUCCCGGUGCUAUGAAUGGAUCAGUUCCUCCCGGUGCUAUGAAUGGAUCAGUUCCUAACGGAAAACCUAAUGGAUCCCUCACCUAUGAAUUGCUGGAAAUGAACGAAAUUAAUGAGAUGCACGGUGACAACAUACUUCUGACAAGUGCUGACUUCAACAGCAGCGACGACAACGACCCAGGUGACAAGCUCAGUCUCGAUACCAAGAUGCUGAUCCUGUCUCGAAUAGCGACGGUCUUCCUACUGGUCGUGAUCUUAAUUGGAAGCGUGUUCCUGAAGCUUAUUCUGGACCAGCGUGUAGAUGACACAUUCAAGUAUAAUUUUGAUGUAGCUACUGCACUGAACGAAUCGGGAAUAUUAGACCUGGCUCUGAAUAGCUCCGCAAAGUUUAUAACUAGUUUGAAAACGAAUAUUGGUGUUGCAAACAUUACUUUUUAG